CUGUCAUGGCAUUAUCAGAUAGAUAACAGCAACAAGAAAAUAACACUUGAUAAAACAGAAGGAUUUCUGCCUGAAGGACAGAAGAUCACUCUCAGGGGAUAGUGUCACAAACUGAUGGUCACCUCCUCCGGCCCUCGUGAAGCCAGCCUGCAGCGCAGGGUAGCCGCCAUGAUUCAAUCAGCUUCAGGGUGUAGAAGUUGACCAUUAACCUCCGGUGCUGAUUGCAAACACUUCUUUGCUUGUAAGCAGCUGCCUGUGUACAGUGGAUCCUGAAGCAAAGUUCACUGCUACAGGUUGCAAAAGGCAGGAGCUCCUCUGGAAGCUGCUUUGCAAGUGUUUUAGGACUGAGCUGCAACCAUGGCUGCCUCCGGUUAUGGAUACUACAGAAGUACAAUAUUUCUGGCCAUGUUUGUGGGCUACACAUUGUACUACUUCAACAGAAAGACGUUCUCCUUCGUGAUGCCUUCUGUAAUGCAAGAGAUCAAGCUGGAUAAGGACGAUCUGGGUAUGAUCACCAGCAGUCAAUCUUUGGCCUACGCUAUUAGUAAGUUCAUCAGCGGUGUCCUGUCAGACCAAAUCAGCGCCCGCUGGCUCUUCUCCAUUGGCCUGUUCAUGGUGGGAGGCAUCAACGUGAUCUUCUCUUGGUCCUCCACUGUCGCUGUCUUCUCUGCCCUCUGGUUUCUCAACGGUCUGGGCCAAGGCCUGGGCUGGCCUCCCUGUGGCAGGGUGCUGCGCAAGUGGUUCGAGCCCUCUCAGUUCGGGACGUGGUGGGCGGUUCUGUCCUGCAGCAUGAAUCUGGCCGGCAGCUUGGGCCCCAUCGUUGCCACUGUGCUAUCGCAGAGUUACAGCUGGAGGGCGAUACUGUCCGCCUCUGGAAUGAUUUGCAUCGUUGCCUCAUUUGUUUGCCUGCUGGUAAUCAAGAACGAGCCCAAGGAUGUGGGGCUGCCCAACAUAGAGGUGUCGACCAAAAAGAGCAAAGGUGGAUCCUCAAGCCAUGAAAGCACCCUGUCUGAGUUUCUCCUGUCCCCCUACCUGUGGCUGCUGUCCAUCUCCUACCUGGUGGUGUUUGGGGUGAAGACCGCCUGCACAGACUGGGGCCAGCUGUUUCUCAUUCAGGACAAGGGCCAGUCUACACUCAUGGGUAGCUCAUACAUGAGCGCCCUGGAGGCUGGCGGGCUGGUGGGCAGUCUGGCUGCAGGUUACCUCUCUGACAAAGCUGUGGCCAGACAAGGGAUGAGGCUCUAUGGUAAUCCCCGCCACUUCAUCCUGAUCUGCAUGAUGGCAGGAAUGUUUGUGUCCAUGUACCUGUUCAGACUCACCGUUACUCCUGACAGCUCAAAGGUGUGGAUACUCGGCUUGGGCGCCGCCUUCGGUUUCUCCUCAUAUGGACCAAUAGCUUUGUUUGGAGUUAUAGCCAAUGAGAGCGCUCCAUCCAACUACUGCGGGACAUCACAUGCUAUCGUUGCCCUGAUGGCAAACAUUGGUGGCUUCCUUUCUGGACUCCCAUUCAGCACCAUUGCCAAGCACCAUGGCUGGGAAAAGGCCUUCUGGGUAGCAGAGGUCACCUGCCUUGUCACUACUAUUGGAUUCUUCCUCCUGCGCAACAUUCGAACAAAGAUGGGACACGUGCCCAAGAAGGCGGACUGAGCUCAUUCUGUGCGAGCCAGUCAUUUUUACGUCUUUGUUUUUAAUUAGUCAUAUGUGAAAUAAAGUUCAUAGAAAUGUGCAAA
Molecule: messenger RNA, 1730 nt
Organism: Haplochromis burtoni (Burton's mouthbrooder)
Lineage: Eukaryota; Metazoa; Chordata; Actinopteri; Cichliformes; Cichlidae
Gene: slc37a4a
Product: solute carrier family 37 member 4a
Exons: 8
Coding region: 358-1647 (429 amino acids)
Biological process (GO): phosphate ion transmembrane transport; glucose-6-phosphate transport
Cellular component (GO): endoplasmic reticulum membrane
Molecular function (GO): glucose 6-phosphate:phosphate antiporter activity
Source: RefSeq, a predicted model, not a curated record